AUGCCCCACGCUGUGUCGAUGCCCUCGCCAGGGCUCCAAGCCUUGGUUCUUUGCGGUCCGGGAUCUUCAUUCCCGACUUUCACUUCGAAUCCCGAUGAGAACCCCAAGGCGCUCUUGCCCAUCGCCAACAGGCCCAUGGUUUGGUAUCCCGUCGACUUCUGCUAUCGUAUGGGCAUCACAAACAUCACUCUCAUCUGCCCGGCAUCUGCAGAGGCAGCGAUCACCACUGCCUUGAACACCAAUCCUUAUUUGACGGCACUUCCCCUGCCUAGACCAGACAUCCUCGCCCCCAAGGACCUGGACCAGACUACAGGCACGGCUGAGAUCCUCCGUCUGCCAGAGGUCAGGGAGCUCGUAACCUCUGACUUUGUCGUUCUCCCCUGCGAUCUCAUCUGCGAGAUUGCCGGCGAGAAGCUGCUACAGGCAUGGAUGGUCAAGGGCGCCAGCAUGUCGGACCUUCUAAGCGCGCCAAAGUUUUCAGGAAGUAAACAGAGCCCCUUCAGCGGCGGCUUAGGCGUUUGGUACGAGACGAAGACAGCGACCCCAGUCAAAGGAGAGGAGACUGACUUCAUCGCCGUAACACCUUCCACUCCCUCCCCCGUCGCUCCCCCCAAAGGAUCAUUGCUUCCUAACCUCUCGAAUCUCGUGUGCUCUAUGCCCACGGACUCUCUGAAGGAUCUCACAGAGGAGAGGAAAGGGCUUCCUGUCCGCCGUGGUCUUAUGCGGAGCCACCCUGGGAUAAGAAUGCUCACGACGCACAGAGACGCGCACCUGUACAUCCUCCCGAGAUGGAUCAUGGACUUUGUUGAAAAGAACGACCGGUUGGAGAACAUUGGCGAAGACGUCAUUGGAUGGUGGGCCAAGGCCAGUUGGCAGAAGGGUCUUGCGGGAAAGCUCCACCUGGACGAGGUUCUGCGCAAGGAGGAGGACAACGACGAUGACGACGACGAUUCACUACAGGAGAGCACUACGUCACCGCAGGAUGAUGACCCUGAAGAGCUGCGACUCAGCAGAGGCAUCGAGGACAACGCCAUCGAUGGGAAAGACUUUGAUGGCACAAACCCUCAGGGAGCGGCGCUCAAGGUGCCUCCAAUUAUCGCCUACGUGCAUCCUUCCCAAGCCGACGCACCAAUGAUACGCCGCGUGGACACAGCGCAGUUGCUCCUCAACGUAUCAUUACAGCUUGCCAAAAUCCCUUCAGUGGAGGAAACUGGCAGUGAGGCAACAUCCCCUUUCGCACACGUCAAGAAGGUGGCGUAUCCGGAGGGUGUCAAGGGUCGAACGACAAUCACAAAGGCCGACAGUCUGGUCGGGGAGAACGUCACGGUGGAGGAAAAGGUGGCGAUCAAAGAGUCCGUCGUCGGAGCCAGCUGUCAGCUCAAGGAGGGGGCCAAGUUGUCACAGUGUUUGCUGAUGGAAGGUGCCGUGGUGGGCAAGAACUGCAAGCUCACAAGAUGCAUUCUUGGCAAGCGAUGUGUCAUUGGGGAUGGGUCAGUCCUGACAAACGUCGAAGUUCAAGAGAACUUGCUUGUUGAGGCCAGGACCGAGGAGAAGGACACUAAGCUCAUGAGUUCCGAUGGCUUGGAAGCCACCGAGGAGGAGAUGCAGGGAGUGCUGGAAGACAUGGACAACGAGAUCAUGGCCCAGAACGAGGAGGCAGUGGAAUAG
This is a messenger RNA of Colletotrichum orchidophilum, 1668 nucleotides long. RefSeq lists its product as uncharacterized. Gene Ontology annotation, cellular component: eukaryotic translation initiation factor 2B complex; guanyl-nucleotide exchange factor complex. Gene Ontology annotation, biological process: cytoplasmic translational initiation. The coding region runs from base 1 to 1668 and encodes 555 amino acids. Gene Ontology annotation, molecular function: guanyl-nucleotide exchange factor activity; translation initiation factor activity. The record is from RefSeq and is a predicted model, not a curated record. The transcript is spliced from 3 exons. NCBI's taxonomy places the organism in Eukaryota, Fungi, Ascomycota, Sordariomycetes, Glomerellales, Glomerellaceae.